AUUUUAAACCACAUGGCUAUCAAAACUUAAUGGUUUAGAAGACAAUUCUUCGAAGUUUGUCUUUAUGCUGCAUGUUACGUUUGAAUUCUAAGGAACAUUGGAUGGCAAUUUUUCAAGGUGAGCCCAUCGCCAUGCGGAACCUCUUGGUAGUUUUCCUCCUGCUCUACGUUGCCGGAAGGCCGGUGUUGGGCGGGCAGGGAACCAUUGACGACUGGGUCAGAUUAACAAAUACUCUGUUCUCAAACUACACCAGCGAGGUUCGACCGGCCUAUAACUUCACGGAAGUCGUUAACUUAGAUGCCUGGAUGUUUUUGCUCUCCAUUUUAGACUUUGACGAAGUGGCGGGUGUUAUCACCAUGAGUGCUGGGAUGGGUUUAACCUGGACAGACUAUCGUUUAAAAUGGACACCAUCUGAUUACAAUGGCAUGGAGGAUAUCAUUAUCAAUGCAUCUAGAGUUUGGAGGCCAAAACUGUACAUGAUUUCCUCCGCUGACGACCUGGAACAAUUUGGAUCGGAUGAAUUUGAUGUCCGAUUGAACUACAACGGUACGUGCUCGGUGUACCCUGGGAAACUUUUGAAAUCGAGUUGCUCUGUAGAUAUGACGCGGUUUCCGGCAGAUUCGCAAAAUUGUGAGAUGCUUGUGUUAUUAUGGGGUGUGCAACCGAAUGAAGUUAAGCUCGGUUUCAGCAGUACUGAGAUAUUCUUAGGAUAUUUCACGCCGAAUGGCGAAUGGGAGGUUGAUAAAACUUCUGUGUCUCAAUACAUGGGGUUUGGUUCGCCUUCAUCGACGCUGUCCUUCUCCAUACAUAUGACUAGGCGAUCGAUGUAUUUCAUCAUCUCAAUGACUAUACCGGUACUGUUGUUAUGCUUCCUGAAUCCGUUCGUGUUCCUCCUCCCGGCCUCCUCAGGUGAGCGGAUAUCAUACACAAUCACCAUGUUUCUGUCCCUGGCUGUCUAUAUGACUCUCAUUGGCGACAAUCUUCCGAAAGUGUCAGAAAACAUGGCGGGGAUGUCGUACUUCUUGCUGAUAGCAUUAAUAUAUAGCAGCUUACUCAUAUUGCUGACUAUAUUUACACUUCGGUGUGAGGCUGUGUCUGACGUCACGAAAUUUCCAAAAUUGUUAAGAUGGCUUACUCUCUGUUUCAAGCGCAAAAAGAACAAAGUAACCUACAAAAAUGCCGAAAGUGGCCAAGACGUCAAUGAAAACGACCGAAAGGAAAACAUGAGGACAACCAGCGAAGAGUUUCCUCUCGUGACCAAGACUGACGUCAUGACAUUUGUCGACAUGUCCUUGUUCCUGGUUUCCUUUGUGAUGAUCAUCAUCGCAGCUCUAUGGUUCCUCAUCCAAUAUUACGGCUGAUAUUGAGACAGUAAACAUUCGUCAGAAUCCACUAUCACGGCUGACAUUGAGACAAUAAACAUUCGUCAGAAUCCACUAUCACGGCUGACAUUGAGACAAUAAACAUUCGUCAGAAUCCACUAUCACGGCUGACAUUGACAGAUUAUAGCAUUCGUCAGAAUGGAUUAAUAUUGAUCUUAAAUGUUUUAGGACCAUUUAAGGGAAGUUGCAAAAAUGAGUUGUGAGACAAGGAUUUAUUCUAAAGUAUGAAAACGAAUAUUUCAGUUUUUUUUUAACUUGUCAUUUUACUGGGAUGAACAUGAACAUAUAAAUAACGAUGAAAUUAGAUUUAGGUACAAAGACUAGCUUUGUAGUUUCCAGAAGCAACGAGGAGUAUUUUCAAAUGAACACAGGUAAAUGUUCCUUAGCCUGCUAAAAGUUAGAGUUGAUAUUGUCUUAUCUGGAAUUAUUUUCUAGGAUUUUUUAUCUGCAGUGAUCAGUCCAUGUCUGUUUUGUAUGUUUCCUCAAAACCCCCUGAAGGGUCCCGACAUUUACGUUCAUACUACGUACACUUGAGAUUACCUCCCCUGUUUUGUUGUGUAAAUGUACAUGUAUAUAUAUAUCUAGAGUUGAUAUUGUUGUUGUUGUUGUAAUUAUUAAGUUUUUAAAUGUUUACAUAUAAACAGUAAGCUGUAUGUCACUGUUAUUACAUCAAUAUCGUUUAUAUAUUUCACUGUAAACAGGUAACUUUCUUGAUUUCCACAAGUGCACUAAAAAUUAAUUUUAGCACAAAUAAAUAUCAUUUACAGAGA
Messenger RNA from Pecten maximus, 2152 nucleotides. Its product is annotated as acetylcholine receptor subunit alpha-like. The coding region runs from base 72 to 1361 and encodes 429 amino acids. The record is from RefSeq and is a predicted model, not a curated record. Gene Ontology annotation, biological process: nervous system process; chemical synaptic transmission; regulation of membrane potential. Gene Ontology annotation, cellular component: neuron projection; membrane; synapse. Gene Ontology annotation, molecular function: extracellular ligand-gated monoatomic ion channel activity; neurotransmitter receptor activity; transmembrane signaling receptor activity. NCBI's taxonomy places the organism in Eukaryota, Metazoa, Mollusca, Bivalvia, Pectinida, Pectinidae. The transcript has 2 exons.